GUAGAUGUGGUGUGACGCGCUCACUGCAGGUCCGAUCAGGAAGAAGAGAUUGCGAGAGUUUGCUUUUUCACAGUUCUCUAGAAGCCUAGAGUUUUGUUUUUAAAUACUGGGUGAAUUAAAUUAAAUCUUAAGUUGUUAAAGCGAAAGGAUCCGACGCAAAGAUGUCUGUUGCCGGACUAAAGAAACAGUUUUAUAAAGCGAGUCAGAUGAUGAGUGAGAAGGUGGGAGGUGCAGAAGGAACCAAAUUGGAUGAAGACUUCAAAGACCUUGAGAGGAAAGCUGACGUCUCCAGCAAAGCCAUAUCAGAUGUGCUCUGCAAAACUACCGAAUACCUGCAGCCUAACCCAGCAUCACGAGCGAGGCUGACCAUGGUGAACACCAUGUCUAAAAUGCGCGGGCAGGUGAAGAGCCCAGGUUACCCGCAGGCAGAAGGCCUUCUGGGAGAGUGUAUGCUCAAAUACGGCCGAGACAUGGGAGAGGACACCAACUUUGGUGGCGCUUUAGUGGAGAUGGGAGAGGCCAUGAAGAGACUGGCAGAAAUCAAAGACUCUCUAGACAUUGAUGUCAAACAGAACUUCAUUGACCCUUUCCAAACUAUAAUCGACAAGGACCUGAAAGACAUACAGCAUUAUCUGAAGAAACUGGAGGGCCGUCGACUAGAUUAUGACUACAAGAAGAAGCGUCAGGGGAAGAUUCCGGAUGAGGAGCUCAGGCUAGCAGCAGAGAAGUUCGAAGAGUCCAAAGAAGCAGCUGAAACCAGCAUGCAGAACCUUCUGGAUACUGACGUGGAGCAGGUGAGUCAGCUCACAGCUUUGGUCGAAUCUCAGCUGCAGUUUCACAGACAGUCUAUGGAAGUCCUGGAGGAGCUGGCACAGAGAAUGAGAGAAAGAGUAAACAAGGCCCAAUCUCAGCCGCGCCAGAAACGGAUGCCUGUGUCCAGACCCAGUUUUGAUUGCUCCGAGCCGGAAGACUCUAACGGAGGCUGGAAUCCGUCAGCUGCGCCACCCUCGUAUACAUCCGCAGCGGCCCCCUCCUUUAACAGGACAUCCUCACGCCAAAAACGCAAUUCGACAGAUCAGCCCUGCUGCAAGGCUCUGUACGACUUUGAACCUGAGAACGACGGAGAGCUUGGCUUCUGCGAGGGCAACGUCAUCACACUGACCAAUCAGAUAGACGAGAACUGGUUCGAGGGAACCGUGCACGGCCAGUCCGGAUUUUUCCCCUGUAGCUACGUAGAGGUGAUGGUGCCGCUGCGGCACUGAUCUCACACAAAACAGGAAGAGGAAGUGCAAUGGCUGGUACAGACAUGGAGAAAGGGAAAAUCUGUGACUUGUAUUUCACUAUGAGCACUUUGACCUCCUGAGAGAGAUGUUGGAUAAUAUACAGUAAGUGUCGGGGUUAUUAUUUGUUACUUUUGGGUUCCGGUCCAGCGUUUUAGUUUAUCUUAGGAAACACUAGCAUUCCCCAAAGUACAAUAAACAUUGAGAAGUAUGUCAAGGAUAAAUCCAUUUUGGGAGUGUUCAUUCUAGAGGCAAAUGGAUUUUAUUUUGCCAUCAGUUUCCUAUAAUGAUGUUACUAAGAAGUGUCUUCUGUUGGCAAUCACUGACCUCUAGUGGCCGCAUUUGUAUAUAACAGUUAAAAAUGCUGCCUAGCGUUUGUCAAUCACGGCUCAGCUCUUUCUGAAUGGCACAAAGCUCAGUGUGUUUGAAUAUAACUUAUUUUACUUCAAAAUGCAGUUGUUAAUUUGAAUCUCAUGACUGUUUACCUAAACCUUUCCUAUUAGCUUUAGUUGUAUUGGGUUUGGUUAAUUUCCCUAAAUGGGAUAUGCACCCAAAAAAUAUAAAUUCUGUCAUCAUUUACUCACCCUUGCAUUCUUUCAAAUCUCUG
Molecule: messenger RNA, 1887 nt
Organism: Sinocyclocheilus grahami
Lineage: Eukaryota; Metazoa; Chordata; Actinopteri; Cypriniformes; Cyprinidae
Gene: sh3gl1a
Product: SH3-domain GRB2-like 1a
Exons: 10
Coding region: 162-1262 (366 amino acids)
Biological process (GO): synaptic vesicle uncoating
Cellular component (GO): glutamatergic synapse; cytoplasm; presynapse
Molecular function (GO): protein binding
Source: RefSeq, a predicted model, not a curated record